Messenger RNA from Rhodofomes roseus, 729 nucleotides. RefSeq lists its product as uncharacterized. NCBI's taxonomy places the organism in Eukaryota, Fungi, Basidiomycota, Agaricomycetes, Polyporales, Fomitopsidaceae. The record is from RefSeq and is a predicted model, not a curated record. The transcript has 2 exons. Bases 1 to 729 code for a protein of 242 amino acids.
AUGCGCUCCUCGCCCUCUCCCCACAAACGCCGCGCCGCUGACCCAAAUGCCUGCGAAGGCAGCGUGCUCGUAAACUUCGGGGGUAUGCACAUCUACCCCAUGCGCUCGUGCCUGAAUCCCGACCUGCCCGCGACGACGCUCUACAUCACCGACGUGCCGGACCAGCUCGACCUUGGCUUCCACCCGAUCCACGGCCAGAAGGGAAGUCCCCGCGUGUACCGUGGCUGGUUCUACCGCGCAGCGCGCGACGGGGCGAGCGACGAGGGUGAGGUCGCCGUCAAGUGGGUGCGGGGGAUCAGGCGCAUAGAGGCGCUCGAGAGGGAACGCGAGAAUUAUUGCAGGCUGCUAGAGCUCCAGGGCGUCGUGAUCCCGCAUCUGUGGGACUACAUGGAGGCGACGAUCGAGGGCGUCGAUGUUGCGUGUUUGGUCAUUGAGUGGUGCGGUGAGCCCCAUCCUGAGGACCCCAGGCUGUUCAGUGCACAAAAACUGGAGCUAGCUGUUCUCCUGCACAAGGAAGGCUGGAGUCACGGCGAUCUACUCGACGUCGAUAGCCACCACUUCGUUGUGGCCGAGGACGAUGAGACGGGGAACCCGCUGCGGCUCGUCGACCUGACCAAAGCAUCGGAACACCGGUGUGUCUUCGAAGAUCCAGAGUGCUGUAUGAAGCCCAACCCCGGGGGCUGCCGCGAGCUGGAUACUCUGGCAGCGAUGCGUCUGCUGAACUUGUAG